CACUGCGAGUGGGGCUCCCUUCUCUUCCCCUCGGGCACCCACGGCUUGGCCCUUCGGGCCUUGUAGUGCCCCAUUAAGGAAACUGAUGUUAGCCGAAGCUCUGUCGGUUUUCUGGUGUGUGUUUCAUGGCUGUGCGGUUGUUAGCUAUGGAGGUGCGGUGUUUGCCAGCCAAGCAGGUGUAUUUGGGAAAUUGCACAGCUCUUGAGCACCAGGGAGAAUUGGUGAAAGAAAAUCUUGCUUUUUAUGAAAUACCCAUCACGUUUUAAGAUACAAGUUAGUAAACCCAACCAAUAGCUAAUGUCAUCAGAAACUCCAGCAGAAAGUCCAGAGGUGCCAACAGAAAACACCAUGCCCCCUGACAUUUCUGUUGUGGAAGGAAAGGUGAAGUCUAGUGACGGUCAAACAGACAGACAGGUGGAAGGCUCAGAUGAGGUAGAAUGUCCCGAGUCCCUGUCCAAGAGGCAAAGGAAGAAACUAUUGAAGCAGAAACAGUGGGAAGAACAGAAGGAUCUACGUAGGCAGAAACGAAAAGAAAAACGCCAGAAGAGAAAAUUAGAACGUCAGUCAAAAUUAGACUCCAAUAAUGAAGGGAGUGGCAGAAAGCGUAUGCGAAGGGAAGUUGUUCCCAGUACGCUUCGCCUCAUUGUGGACUGCAGCUUCGAUGACUUAAUGGUGCUCAAGGUACUGGCUCAUGGUAAAGCAUUUUGUGGUGGUCUAUCUGAAGGACUAUGUAAAAACAAAUUGUGUUGUGUACAGGAUGUUAAGAAGCUUCACAAGCAAAUUCAGAGAUGUUACGCAGAAAACCGCAAAGCGUUCCAUCCUGUGCAGUUUUACUUGACGAGCCAUGGCGGACAGCUGAAGAGCAACAUGAAUGAAAACGACAAAGGAUGGGUGAACUGGAAGGAUAUUCAAAUUAGAACAGAGCAUUACAGUGAGCUAAUAAAGAAAGAAGACCUAGUAUAUCUUACCUCAGAUUCCCCAGAUGUUCUCAGCGAGCUUGAUGAGAAGAAAGCAUAUGUGAUUGGGGGACUGGUGGAUCACAAUCACCACAAGGGAAUUACUUACAGAAAAGCUGUAGAGCAGGGAAUUGGUCACGCACAGCUUCCCCUUGGAAACUUUGUGAAGAUGAACAGUCGGAAAGUGUUAGCAGUCAAUCAUGUGUUUGAAAUCAUCCUUGCAUACCUGGAGAAGAGAGACUGGAAGGAGGCCUUUUUCAGCGUCUUGCCACAGCGGAAAGGCGCUGUUCCUCUGGGAGAAGCCAACGAUUCAUCCACACAUGCUCUGUCUGAAAAAGAAGGUGAAGACAAUGACUCCGACAGCAACUAGCCUUCAGAGUGAGAAGAUGGGAAAGAUGAGACAUGCAGUUCACGGGAUGACGCUGGGACGUGAAGUAGUUAAGCUCUGAAGAUCAUCUGCUGCCCUUGCAAUACUGAAUUGUCUCAAUGCUCAGUAGUUGGCUUAGAGCUGUUCCUGGACAGAAAGGGUAAAGACACGUGCAGUUCUUACCCUGAAACUUCCAUAUUAAGAGCUUUUAAAAAAAUAAAUGAAUGGCAAAUGCAGAAUUUAUUUCGUUUCCCAAGGAAGCUUAUUUUAUUUAUUUUCAUUUUACGGUUUGUUUGUUUGUUUUUUUUAUACUUACAAAGUUGGGUGUAUUACCCAAAAGAACAAGUAGUUACUAUUUUAAUGUGUGUACUCUUCUCCAUAUCAAUUCUAAGGUUUCUUAAAAGCAGUGCAUGACAAAUAUUCCUGUGACCUCAAAACCUGUACCACUAGUGCCUGUUGCAAAGUGUGCAUGAAUGUUAAAAAAAAAAAAAGUUCUAAUUUUCCUGAGCAUCUCAACAGAUGGUAACAAGCAACUGAGCUGCCUUUGUCUGCCGGGCCGCUCUCACUUAUACAUCUGCAUCUAGUUAGUUGGGGUCAGAAGAUGAAACACAAGUUGGGGGUUAAGCCAGUGGUUAAUGCUUCAGUUUGAGUGGGAUGGAUGUCUGCACAAGUGCAAAUCAUGCACCUUGCUUGGUACCUGGUGUGUGAUGAGUUGAGGUGAUGCAAUCACUUUUGAUGAUUUAUUGAUCACCUUAGCAAAAUUUAACCUGCAGUGUCAGAAUAUACCAGGAGUCAGGAACUCCUAGUUACAAGUCCUUGCUCUUCAGCUUCAGUAUACCUGUUCUGUCCCAUGAUCAUGUAUUAACUGGAGUGUCUGUCAAAUACUUUUUCUUUAAAAAAAAUAAAAAGUCAUAGUUUGUC
Messenger RNA from Cygnus olor (mute swan), 2244 nucleotides. It is a transcript of the gene TRMT10A, whose product is annotated as tRNA methyltransferase 10A. The transcript is spliced from 8 exons. Gene Ontology annotation, cellular component: cytosol; nucleoplasm; nucleus. The record is from RefSeq and is a predicted model, not a curated record. Gene Ontology annotation, molecular function: tRNA binding. Bases 298 to 1326 code for a protein of 342 amino acids. Gene Ontology annotation, biological process: tRNA N1-guanine methylation. Lineage: Eukaryota; Metazoa; Chordata; Aves; Anseriformes; Anatidae.